ACGAGGCAUUAUUAUUCAGUUUCACACACCUUAAGGUGGCGCAAAUAUCAUAUCUAGCAGGUUUCCUGAAAAAUACAAACCUGGCAUACCUGAAUCUCGACUUUAAAGCAACUUCCACAGUUGCUUACAACCUCGAACGAAUCCACUACAGGGAAUACUCCAAGUUAAUAUUUUUUUGUCAGCACAAGUUCAUUUGACUUACUCCCUAUCUUGAAACCUUUAUUCUUAACGAAUUACCUCUCAGAUUUUUAAUUUUCUCGGAAUCGGUUGAACAUAACCUCCUUUUGGACAUAAUCCUUAGAGGUAUCCCCUAAAAUUAUUACGUUUCCGUAUUUAUCUCCCUUGAGACUACCUCCUUCGCCACGUAUCUUCAGAAGUAAUCCUUUGAACGCCUCUCCAAAUCUUUCAUAAUACGCACGGAAUCUUUUAGUAACAUCUUUCGAACUAUUCACCAUGUUGAACCGAAAACGCCACAUCUCCGGUGACGUCUCCACACCAAAACGCUCCAAUAUCCCUACCAAUCCCGUCACGCCCCUCGCGACACUCUUCAGUAUGACCGCUUCCCCAGACCUCACUAUCUCCCGCGACAACACGCUCAUCGGACGCUCUUCUCAGUGUGACAUCAAGCUCUCGGGUCCGGAUAUUUCUGGAAAGCACUGCCACUUCGCGGUGGUGCGCGCAGACGGGCGCGAGUAUCUCAGUCUCACGGAUCUUUCCUCGCACGGCACUUUUGUCAACGGUGAGCUCCUUGGCAACGUGAAACAACGGGUUUUGCAAAACGGAGAUAAAAUUGCAUUUGCACAGUCGGGCUCUUACAUUCUCCGUUACCAGGGCCUACAAACGUCCUUCUUCGACCUGUACACGCUUGGUGAGGUGCUCGGCGCAGGCCAUUACGCGCAGGUCCGCGAGGCACGUCACCGGCGCACCGGUGCAGUGCACGCAGUGAAGAUUUUCCAGCCACAGGUGGCGCAAUCUGGCACGCUUGCUAAGUUGAACCAGGAAUUAGAGCUCCUCAUGAGCAUGGACCAUCCAAACGUGGUGCAAUUGAUAGACAACUUUAAUGAGCCUGUUAACCGCUCAUCGGUAGUGAAAUACCUCGUGUUGGAGAAGGUCAACGGUGGUGAAUUGUUCCAGCGCGUAAUCAGCAAGGGAAAAUUGCGCCAGGACGAAACCAACGCUAUCUUCCGCCAGCUCCUCCAGGGUCUCACAUACUUACACAGCAAGGACAUCAUCCACCGCGAUAUCAAGCCCGAAAAUAUCUUGUUGGAGAUCACUCCGCGGACGGAUACGGAUCAUAGUUCUCAUAGCCCUUGGGACGCGCACGAACUCGUGGUGACGGUGAAAAUUGCAGACUUUGGUCUUGCAAAGUGUAUUGGCGAGUUGAACUUUACCCAGACACUUUGCGGCACACCGGCGUACGUGGCCCCGGAGGUCUUGUGCCACUCAGAGGCUCGCAAAUACUCCAAGUCUGUUGACUUAUGGUCGGCAGGGGUUCUUUUGUAUGUCUGUCUAUGUGGGUUUCCACCUUUCAGUGAUGAAUUAGGACCGCCCUCGAUGCGGCAGCAGAUCUUGGAAGGUAAAUUUGCAUUUUUUAGUCCGUAUUGGGAUGAGAUCGCAGACCCUGCGUUGGAUUUGAUAGCACGCCUUUUGGUGAUCGAUCCUGCCGAGAGGUUGACUGUCGAAGAGGCAUCAAGGCAUAUUUGGUUCAUGGGAAAAGUUGAAAAUAGCGAAAGGAUAAAUGUCGAGGUGGAAAGUAUGGAAAAUACUGAACUGGAAAAGAUAGAUGUCAUGCGCGAUAUCGACAGCUACAGGGAGAUCCAUGCGAAAGCGAUGAGUGUGCGAAUUCCCGUACGAAGCGGAACGGUGCCGCUCACAUUGAGCGAGAGGUAUACAUCAAACGAGAAGCUGCAUAGUUUCCAUGGUGCUACGAGGGGUUUGUCAGAUGUGGAAAUGGCGUAGUUGAAGGGUUACAAAUUAUUUUCUUAUCAAUUCUUCAUGGCAUUGAGACUUUUGAUUACUGCUACGCUCCAGGGAAGGUUCUUCUCUUCGCGUUCGAAUGUGAGUGAAUCCUCUUUUACCGUUGCUUCAUCUCUGAUAGCCCAAAUUUAAGUGACUCCUUUACCGAGCCUUUUCCCUUUCUUUGCCGCAUAUAUGCCCUUCAAACAAUUCUGCAAUGGUUUCCUCAUCUAAUCAUAUCGAAAAGCCUGAGUUUUAUUUACACACCAAC
This is a messenger RNA of Babjeviella inositovora NRRL Y-12698, 2227 nucleotides long. RefSeq names its product serine/threonine protein kinase (gene DUN1). The transcript has a single exon. Gene Ontology annotation, molecular function: protein serine/threonine kinase activity; ATP binding; protein binding. The record is from RefSeq and is a predicted model, not a curated record. The coding region runs from base 454 to 1959 and encodes 501 amino acids. Gene Ontology annotation, biological process: mitotic DNA damage checkpoint signaling; protein phosphorylation. Gene Ontology annotation, cellular component: nucleus. Lineage: Eukaryota; Fungi; Ascomycota; Pichiomycetes; Serinales.